This is a messenger RNA of Serendipita indica DSM 11827, 501 nucleotides long. The record is from the annotation of a GenBank genome assembly. Lineage: Eukaryota; Fungi; Basidiomycota; Agaricomycetes; Sebacinales; Serendipitaceae.
AUGGCUACCGACUACCGCGGAGAUUGGGAACCGGAAGUAGACUACACUGGGCAUCAAUGGUUCACUAAUCUACCUCCCAAAGCCAAAACGCCACCUCCUGCACCCUCUCCGAAACCUGCAUACAUUCCAGAACCACAGAUUGUGGAACGCAACGCGCUAUUUGUCUACGCCCUUAAAUCAGCUCCUGAUGUUCUCAUGGAGCAAUAUAAAGCAUUUGGCCAGCUUGGCGUGCUCGGCUGGUGCUCAGAAUUCAGCGAGCUAAUAGACGAAUUGAAAGAAUUCGGAAGUCAGGGACACAUGUUCACCGACACUCGAGAUCAAGCGCUCGAGACGUGCGCGUACCUCCUCGACGCCCUCGUCAACCACAUGGAAGUGAAGAUGCAGAUAAUCGUCAUGUUUCUCUCUUUCCAGGUUCAGCGUCUCCGAAAAUUCCUUGACGCCAAUACGGAGUUCGAUGAUUACCCGCAACCAGAAUUCCCCAUGCAUUUCAUGCAGCGGUGA